Molecule: messenger RNA, 5718 nt
Organism: Seriola aureovittata
Lineage: Eukaryota; Metazoa; Chordata; Actinopteri; Carangiformes; Carangidae
Product: non-homologous end joining factor IFFO1-like
Exons: 9
Coding region: 1-1974 (657 amino acids)
Source: RefSeq, a predicted model, not a curated record
AUGCCGGAUUUCGAGCACUUCAGAUUUUCCUACUCGAGUAUGAAUCCGGUCCUGGGGGAGAGCGGCUUUCUGGCACCGCAGCAGCACCACCACCAGAUGACAGGCCAGAACGACUCCGCCAUCCCGGAGCCAGGUUACUUCCUCGGGGAUCACGCCGGGUUUGGGCCUGAUGGGUUUUCCGGGCUGGACCUGGGCACUCUGCCACCAUCGGGCCUCGCCUACUUGCACCUGAGCAACCCCCUGCACCGCGUGCCCCCAGCGGCCACUGCGCUGCGUAACGACCUGGGAUCCAACAUCAGCGUGCUGAAGACCCUGAACUUGCGCUUCCGCUGCUUUCUGGCUAAAGUGCAUGAGCUGGAGCGCAGGAACAAGGUGCUGGAGAAGCAGCUGCAGCAGGCUCUUGAGGAUAACAGCGGAGGAGAUGGACACCAGAAGCCACUGACUAAAGAGAUGGGGGUCCAGACUGGAUUUAUUGGGCCUAUCCCAGCUAGACCGGGCCUCAUCCCGCUCCACAAUGCCAACAACUCGGCCUACCUGCCGGGCGGCCUUCUGUCUCCAACCCUGAACCCUCCUCCUCUCUUUGACAACAAAUACCUGCUGGGGAGCAACUUCAACCCCAUCGCAGUCUCCACUGAUUCAAACUCCAACCUCACCACGUCCGGAUUCUCCAUCAGCCCGGCUCUGAGUCCCAGCGACCCGUUCAAAACCAUCACAAACAUCAAUGAGAAAUACGCUGCUGACACCGGGACUAACACCAACAACACCCUCCCUCCUCCGCCACGUUUCCUCCCCGGGACGAUCUGGUCUUUCAACCACACUCGCAGGUUUGGCACCGGGAGGGAGUCGUGCGUCACGGGGCCUGGUGUCUCCUGGACGCACCCGGAUGGUGUCGGGGUCCAGAUUGACACCAUCACACCGGAGAUCAGGGCCCUGUACAACGUGCUCGCCAAGGUUAAGAGAGAAAGAGACGAGUACAAGAGAAGGUGGGAGGAGGAGUACACAGCCAGAGUGGACCUGCAGGAGAAGGUGGCAGAACUGGAGGAGGACCUGCAGGAGAGUGAGGUGUGUCAGGACGAGUUGGCUCUUCGGGUGAAGCAGCUGAAGGCCGAGCUCGUUCUCUUCAAAGGUCUCGUCAGCAACCAGAACCUGUCAGAUCUGGACAGUAAGAUCCAGGAAAAGGCCAUGAAAGUGGACAUGGACAUCUGCCGCCGCAUCGACAUCACCGCCCGCCUCUGUGAUGUGGCCCAGCAGAGGAACUGCGAGGACAUGAUGAACAUGUUCCAGCAGGUGGCCACGCCCCCCUCCACUCUGAACCGCCGGGCCAGGAAACAUAGUGGCCAGUCAGCAAAGGGCGGGGACGGAGAUGAACUGAGCAUGUCUGAGAGCGAGGGAGGCGGGGGUAAAGACGAGGAGUCGUGUAGCACAUCGGCCAAUCAGAUUAACGAGCAGAUGCAGAAGAUGCUGAAUCAGCUAAGGGAGUGUGAGUUUGAGGAUGACUGUGACAGUCUGGCCUGGGAGGAAACUGAAGAAACUCUCUUGCUGUGGGAAGAUUUUUCUGGAUACUCACUGGGAGAAACACAGGGAGAGCUGCAGCAACAGGAGGAGUCCAUCGAGAAAGUGAUUAAAGACACAGAGUCGCUGUUCAAAUCCAGAGAGAAGGAAUACCAGGACACCAUCGAUCAGAUAGAGUUGGAACUGGCCACAGCAAAGAGUGACAUGAACCGUCACCUGCAUGAGUACAUGGAGAUGUGUUCAAUGAAGAGAGGGCUGGAUGUCCAGAUGGAGACCUGCAGGAGACUCAUCACACAGAGCAAAGACAGGAAGUCCACCUCUCUCAACACACUGACGCUGGACGACACAGACAGCGAGAAGGAAGAGAGGAAGAAGCCGGCUCUACCUGCCGACCCUGAGAGCAGCGAUUCUUACUGCGACGCCAACACCACCAUCCCUCCUCUGACCUGGAGGAAACCCUAACACACAGCUGGUACUCUGAAAUAACUUCUCUUCAUCUAGUGCCCUUUGUGAGCCUGAGGCCUGGUCCACACGUACACAGGUACUUCUCCGGUCUUUAAAAAAGAAAAAAAAUCUUCAGUUGAGAGCAUGCCAAACCAACAGGCGGCGAUAUAACCCUAACUAUAAUGCCAUGUUGGACAAUCAGAAGCCUGAAAAAAAAAAAGGUAUCACCAGUUUCAGUAUGAAAACAACACUGAUGUUACAAGCCAACAACUCAGAGGUUUUGAACGUUUUCACUCUGGCUGGAGUUUGCAUGUCGAUGAAAGGCCAAACGCAUAGAAAAAGCUACGUUUUAAAGACACCCAUGUAUGUGUGGACAGGGCCUGAAAUUGUGGAAAAUAAUACAAGUUGUUGUAAAACUGUAAAACUCCACGUGUCUGCAACAUGUCCAGGAUGGUUUUGUUGACCUAAGGUAGAAAUUCUUUUAAAAUCAGCAGAUGUAAAAGGUCUUUCCUUGAUCUUUAAGCUUCUCUGAGACCAAUUUAUCUGAUAUUGGUAAAUUUUCCUGGUCACAAACUCAGUUGGCAUGACAGCAGAAGAUUUAGAUUAAAAAAAAAGGUGGAUGUGUGUCUGUUUCAGGAGGCAGGAAACUUACACCAACGUUCCUACACAAAAGUAAUUUGCUUACAAGGCUUAGAAAACAAAAGAGAGAAAUAUUCACUGAUUCUGCUUCUGUUUUCCUGCCCAUGGAUAAACAGGACCUAUUUUCUUUAGGUUUGCACACUGAUCUUGCUCUUUAGUGCAGGAGCCAAUAAUUUGCACAGUUUCUGUAAUAAUGCCUUUAAAGUGAGAGCACAGAGAGGAGGCAGCGCACAAAGAAAUAGUUUGCACAUGAGAAAAUGUUCAUUAUAAGAGUUAAGAGCUGUUAUAUGAACCGUUUUCAUCAUUUAUUUCUACUUAUUGUAAUGAAAUGUUUGUUUUUAUUCUGUAUUUUUUUUCUUAUUUCUGCUCCUGUCAUGUGUAGCAGCUUUAACAUGUUGCAGGUAUAGUAGAAGCUUUAUCCCACAUUUUCCGGGUCUGUACAGGCCAAGUAAGGUUAAAAGUUAAUUUUGCAAAGAAAUCUCCACUUAUCGAAGCCCAGCUUGCCUUAAAUAGAUAUGCAAUACUCAUGAAAUAUGACACCUUCUCUGAUAAAAAGACAACUGGCAUUAAAAUUAAAAUUGAGCUUAAUGAUAAGUAAUUUUUUUUAUUUGGAUAAAUAUCCGGAGGGUGUAAUCCACCUAUUUUCUAUUUAAUGUCACAGUACAAAAAUUGUAAAAAAAAAUUUUAUCAACAAAAAUUAAUUUAAAGAAUAUUUUAAAAGUUGAUUUUUGGUAACUUUUAUUAACUAAUUUCUGAAUCUGAACCACCAAACCCCACCCAGGACUAUAACCCCAACCAGGAAACAACAACAACAAUGGAGUCACGUUCUCAGUUUGUGGAAAUUUGGGAUUUCGAUGACCUGAAUGUGACUUUACGUUCUACAAUUACAGAGAAUUACGUAUAUCUUUUGAAGGUGAAUUCUAAUUUUUUUUUUUAAAUCAAAAUCCUUAAAUAUGACUCUUUUUUUUAGGUUAAACAAUAAUAAAUAAUUUUACUACUAAUUAAAUUAAAUAUUUCUCCACAAAAAUGAUUUUCCUAGUGAUAUAGAAAAUUCUUUCAUACAGCAUUAAAACAGCAUAUAAACCAUCAUGUACAGAGACACGUGUCAUAGAAAACAUUCAAUGAAUAAUAUAAUAAUAGUUUAGUAGAUUUAGUAGAUUUAUUUUGAGUUUAGCCAAAGAUUUCUUACAGAGGUGAAGUCGCACUGUGGGAAAAUUUCUAAAACCCUGACCACACUGUCCAUAUAAUAUAUUGUAUAUAUUAAUAAACUAAAGAGAUCACAUUUUUUUCUAUCUAACCCUUAGAAUGUCCACAAAUAAUUUUACAUGUGACAGGGAGAGGGGUUAACAGAAAGUCAAUGUUACCUCAGAUCUGUACCACAUGCUGUUUUUGUUUGGCUUGUAAAUACAGUCUAUAACAAACAGUCUGACCUGUGUGGAAGACAGAUCAAAACCACUAAACAAAAGUGAAGACAUGUAAUUUUAGUUAGCUGUUUUUUUUUAUAUAUAUAUAUUAGUAGUUCAGUAAACUUGAAGAAUCCAUGUCAAAGCUGAGCUAAACUUAGAGAAGGUGUCACAUUUUUUAGUUUUGGCCAUCAAUAAAAGCCAAACCUCCAUGUGAGGGUUUCCUAUCAAUUUAUCGAUUACCCUCAAAAUCCCAUACAACCCAGUUCAUCCAAUUCUGUAAGAAAAAUAGUGUAAAAUGUGACAGAUUUGUUGGAAGGGACUUGUCUGUGAUUUUGAGACAUAAAUUUAAGAGCUUAUUUUUGUCUUCAAGAAAAGUGAAAAGCUAUUUUAAGAAAUCUUUGUCCUCAAAUGUACAGUUUGUAAAUGCUGAAUACUGUAUGUAAUGUAUAUAAUAAGGCUGUGAACUAAUAAUGCUGUAAGUGUCAUGUUCUUACGAUGUAAAUUAAGCUCAGGCUUGUCAGAUUUAACAUUUUAUUUAUAACAUGCUAUUUUAGCUGUUGAUUGAACUAUUAGUAAUGUCGUAGCAGUAGAACUGGCAUUAGAAUAGUUUAAAAGGGGGUUUCUUCAGUCGUUUUGGAGCAAAUACUCCUCCAGAAAUGAUUAAAGUUGAAGUGAAUUUACUUUUCUUAAUUUCAUGUGCGAGGACUUGUAUAUAUAAUAUCUGGGAGGUGGGGGGGAUUGGGUUGGGGGGUGGGGGGGCGGACGGACAGAAACACUCAAAAAACCUUAAAAAAAAUCAUGGUUUUAAAUAUGUUGGUGCCAGUUUUUGUGUCUUUGUUGACAUGCUCAGUGAAUGUUUUACAGUUCACCACUUCAAUCAUCAUCACAUCUCUCAUUAAUGAAUGUCUGCUUAUCCAGUAACCUGCCAUGUUCACCACAGAAGACACAGAUCCAUUAAAGGAACACUUUCAGUUUUAGUCCUGGAGCUUUCUUUUCUGAGCUAAUUCCUAAUCGAAUAAAGACGACAAAAAAAAAUAAAAAUGAAAUUGCUUCUUUCCACAUACUCUGCUCUUAUUUUAGACUUUCUCCAGCUCAGUUCCCUGUGAAGAAAAGUAAAGGACUAAAAUUUAAAAAGUCAUAUUGUUCCUUUUAUGUCAAAGAGAAUCGAAGCAACUGCAAGUGUACAAUAUACUUUAAAGCAAAAAUAGACAAACAUCGCUCACCUCAUCAAACUGUACAGAUGCUGCUUUAACUGAACUGUUGAGAUCUAUAUUAUCAGAAUGUAAAUAGCAUCUGUGGAGAGAGCAGAAAACAAAGUUUGAAAGGAAGAAAAGACUUAAAGACCUCAUGAAGUGAUUAAACAGGAGAAGAUACACAAAGUGAACAAAAGGAGCAAAAUAAAUCAACUGAUACUCUUUAACUCUGAGACAGGUUCAGUCUGUCAGCAUGUCCCUGAGCAAGGCACUAAAACCCCAUUUUCUUCAUAACUAAUUGCAUGAAUGAAAUACAAUAAGAUUGUUGAGAAAUGCUGUUUCCGUGUUCUCUGUGUGGCUGGUCAUAUCCUCCAUCACUUCACAGGUAAAAUAAGUCAAUGCUUGUAUUUGUUUUCAUGAGGUCUUUAACAUGUUUUUUCUCCUGUCACUGUGCUGAGCUAUAUGUUUGAUCAGUUUAAUGAAGCUAAAUGAAAAGCUGCACUGAAUAAAUUACAUUGAAAGAG